GCAUUGAUUACUUUUGCCGGGAUAUAAAGUUAGCAGCGACCUAGAUUUCUCAAACCACAGCGUUCGGUCGAAUGAAAAACAGCCGCCUCUUUCAGAUCAUUGUUCGAUGCGUUUUGAUCAUGCCGUCGACAUGAUUAACAAUUUUUCCUCGUUCGGCGAUUUUAUAUCUUUUAGAGGAGCAACUUUCUCAAAUGCAGUGAUGUCCGUGUGAGGAUGGGCGACUGGAACUUUCUGGGAGGGAUUCUGGAGGAGGUUCACAUCCACUCCACUAUGGUGGGGAAGAUCUGGCUCACCAUCCUCUUCAUCUUCCGCAUGCUGGUGCUGGGUGUGGCGGCCGAGGACGUGUGGAACGACGAGCAGUCCGACUUCAUCUGUAACACGGAGCAGCCCGGCUGCCGCAACGUCUGCUACGACCGCGCCUUCCCCGUCUCCCUGAUCCGCUACUGGGUCCUGCAGGUCAUCUUCGUGUCCUCGCCCUCGCUGGUCUACAUGGGCCACGCCAUCUACCAGCUGCGCGCCCUGGAGAAGGAGCGUCACUGCAAGCGUGUGGCUCUCCGGCGCGAGCUGGAGACGAUGGAGGCAGAGCUGGCGGAGGCUCGGCGGCGGGUGGAGCGGGAGCUGCGGCAGCUGGAGCUGGGGAAGCUCAACAAGGCUCCGCUCCGGGGCCCGCUGCUGCACACAUAUCUGGCGCAUGUGGUGACCCGCUCCGUGGUGGAGGUGGGCUUCAUGACGGGCCAGUACCUGCUGUACGGGCCCAAGCUCCAGCCUCUGUACAAGUGCGAGCGGGAGCCGUGUCCCAACGUGGUGGACUGGCAUCGCCGCCGCCUCGCUGCUCCUGAGCCUGCUGGAGAUCCUGCACCUGGCCUACAAGAAGCUGAGGAAGGGGCUUCUGGACUACUGUCCGCCGCCGAGAGGAACUCGCUGCUGCAUCAGGGGCGUAAAGCCACUGUCCCAACGGUGGCCGGUGGAUUCGCUCCGCUCCUGGAGAAACAGGGCAACGGACCCGUGUACCCCGCGCUCGUUAACCCCUCGUCUGCGUUCGUGCCCAUCCAGGUGCGACAGCAGAACAAGGACAUCGUUUCCAGUCUGCUGCAGCGCAACAGCAAUUCCAACAACCCCUGCAGCGAGACUCGAUCCCCAGCAGCGCAGACUCGGCUCCCGGUGGAGUCCCAGUGCUCUCUAACGGAUCCGCGCAAGCAGCGGCGAAACUGCGGCACGGCGGCGGAAGGGAACGGCUCGGACAGCACAGACUCCAAGCCCAGCUCCGGCUCACGGCAGCACGGAUCCGCAGGGAAUCCCACCGACUCACCCAACAGACAACGAGCUUCACUAACGAGCGGCAGCAAACGAGCCGACAGCGACCUGCAGAUCUGA
This is a messenger RNA of Sinocyclocheilus anshuiensis, 1374 nucleotides long. RefSeq names its product gap junction alpha-9 protein-like. Gene Ontology annotation, cellular component: connexin complex. Gene Ontology annotation, biological process: cell-cell signaling. Gene Ontology annotation, molecular function: gap junction channel activity. NCBI's taxonomy places the organism in Eukaryota, Metazoa, Chordata, Actinopteri, Cypriniformes, Cyprinidae. Bases 214 to 1374 code for a protein of 386 amino acids. The record is from RefSeq and is a predicted model, not a curated record. The transcript is spliced from 3 exons.